AUGCGACUCACUCGCAUCUUGUCCCUGCAGUGGGGACCUGCUGCCGUGGCAGGUACAGUUGUGCCGCCUCGGCGAAAGCGGCAGUUUGUCAUGAAGGAGGGUCGUGGCCCCUGUGUGAGCGGCAGCUGCGGCGAUGAAAACAGUAAUACGGAACGGCCCCCACCACACGGGUCCACUUCGUUCGCUUCCAUUCCGCACCGAACUUCUAGUGGUGUUGCCCGCGCAUUAUCGCAGCGCGAGGAGUACCGGGCGUUUAAAGAGGAAGAGGAGGCGAGCAUGCGUCGCCGCGGCGUGCCUGGCGAGUGGCUAUCGCCCAUGCCCAAACGCUACGGCUUCUACGACGGAAUCGACGAGCAUGGUUAUGAGGCCCCGCGUGCGUCAAAAGAAGAGCGACGUGCGAUGCUGCAGGCGGCGCUGGAGCGCAACGCCGCGUCGGUGGUGGAGUUCACCGAAGGUGGGGAGCAAGACAUCGACAUGGGCGGGCUGCCAGAGAGCGAGUACCACGGGCAGGCGGGCUGGACAACAAUUCCACGUGAGUCGGCCUUGUAUAAUAACGUGAUGGCACGAGAGGAGUUGGAUUCACGAACGCGCAACAAUUCUUGGACGAUGGCGCGGCAGCAGCAGCAGAGGAGGAGUGGUGUGUGUUCAGGCGCUGACGGCGAAGGGGCCGCACCGCUCGGCACUGACGAUAGCGACAGCGUGAUAGACGACAAACGACGGCGGCGCCGACAGGAUGAAGGGUCGUACAGCAGUGUUUUUGAUGGGGAUUUGCUGGAGCCGAACUACGAGAGUAUUGGCCAACCAUGCUCGACGUAUGGGUUACGUAAGAUGUUCGUGGCGGGGUUCACAGGCUACCAGGGCAUUAUUACAAAGGAGGAGGAGGCACGUAUUUGCGAUGAGUUGAUGCAACUGCUACAGGACCGUCGUGCUGCGUAUAUUGCUGAAGAGACGCGCUAUUGCGUCAAUCUCUAUGAAAAGGAACUGGGAAUACCUGGAAAAGACACACUGGCCUUUGCCAUGAGCCGCGCGCCGACAUUGCAGCGUGUGCUGGAGCGUUUUUUUCAUCUUGGUCUUAUCCCAAGCCCUCCCAAUAUUUGUCAGGUGAGUGAGAUGAUUGGAAACUUCUCUGGCUACCCCGUUCACAAAAAACCCCUAACGAUCGGGCCGUAUUGUGGAAUAUUGAACCUCGUAUCCACUACGGUCAUGUAUCUUCAGCACUUGGACAGUCCAUGGUUCCCUCGGGUUCACGUAAACCCACGGAGUCUCUUUGUGGUAGAGCAGCCGUGCCUCGGUGACUACAAGAUGGGGUACAAGCGGACACAUCAGCCGUUCCACACCUUUGAGUAUGCAACUCGAGUGUCAAAGGAUUACCGUAUAGAGGUGAUGUUCGCGACGGUUGAGGCAGCGCAGAUGCGGUAUCUCAAGGAAGCUGUGGGAAUGACUGAGUAUGCAGAGAGGAAACAACUGAGUGAAGGUAGCCCAGAUCAAAUGACGAUACUUCCGUCGCCAAUAUCGUCAUCACAAACAUCGGUGUUGAGUGGGGCGAGUGAUGGAGUGGUGCCGCCUUUUAGCGGCUCUACCGACAAGUGGUUGGAGCGGCUGAACCAUCAGAUGCAUGCCUCUGAGAGGGACACAGAGAUGGGGAACAAGGGCACCCUCGUUGAUGGAACGGCGCUGCGGGAGCAGCUUCUGGCCUCUGGGUUCAUCGGCGCAAAGCCACGACCAUUUGAGGCAACCGCGAUAACAGCUGAAGCCAAUUCAGGUGAAGUAACAGAACAACAGACGGGAAAGAUGACGCCGGCGCAGCGCCGAAUGACGGCAUUGAAGGCACGCUACACAUUUGCAAAACGACUUAAAGAGGAGUCCGGCCCGUGGGUGUCAAAGGAGGGUGUGCGCGUCAUUGAAGGGCACUCACCACGGAAGAACACACGAAUUUAG
Trypanosoma grayi is the source of this 1938-nucleotide messenger RNA. RefSeq lists its product as hypothetical. The record is from RefSeq and is a predicted model, not a curated record. Lineage: Eukaryota; Euglenozoa; Kinetoplastea; Trypanosomatida; Trypanosomatidae. The coding region runs from base 1 to 1938 and encodes 645 amino acids. The transcript has a single exon.